Messenger RNA from Chironomus riparius, 962 nucleotides. The record is from the annotation of a GenBank genome assembly. NCBI's taxonomy places the organism in Eukaryota, Metazoa, Arthropoda, Insecta, Diptera, Chironomidae.
GUUUGACAAGUGAGGAUCGAAAAAGAAAAUCGGGGAGAAAAAUAAAAAUGAAUUUUUCACAAUUUUUAAAUAUUAUCGCCUUUAUGGCCACAGUGCAUAUAGCACAAAGUCAAGAUUAUUGUAAUGUAAAUUUGUGUAAGGGAAGAAGGCAUGUAGCAUGUAAUACGUCCGGUCUAUUCUCGUCAUAUUGCCCAAGUGAUAGACAUAUCGUUCGCAUAACACCAGAUCAAAAGCAAACAAUUCUCAAUACUCAUAAUUAUUUAAGGAACAAGAUUGCAUCGGGUGGUAUUAAUGGAUAUUGUCCGGCUAGUCGCAUGGCAACGAUGCAAUGGUCAGAUGAGCUUGCAUACUUAGCAACCUUAAAUGUUCUUCAAUGCACAAUGAAGCAUGAUUCUUGUCGCAACACGUGGCAAUUUAGAUUCGCUGGACAGAAUUUGGCAUGGCGAGGACAGUCAUGGGCAUUUGAGGAUGUGACAAGUGUUAUGGUGAACAGCAUGUUAAUUUGGUUCAAUGAAUAUUCACUGACUGAUCAACGUGCAAUCGACAAUUGUUGUGGAUGGAACUUCCACGACAUCGGACAUUUUACACAAAUGGUUUAUGAUCGUGCAACUUACGUUGGAUGCGCGUUCGCUCGAUACACCGACAGCUACAAAACAGGUCUAUUUGCAUGCAAUUAUGCAUCCGGAAAUAUACAAGGAUAUAAAAUAUAUAAAUGCGGUAAGGCUGCAGAUGGAUGUUUAUAUGGUAAAAAUCCAAGCUAUCCAGCUCUCUGUAAUGUUAAUGAGCCAAUUGAUCCCAAUCAAAUUUAUUGAUGAAACUUAAAACUUAUUGUUUAAAAAAAAGUCUCAUAGAAUUAAGAAUGAAGUGGGAAUCGAUUGAAGAGUGCGAUAUCAUUUUUGAGUACCCCAGGUGCAAACAGUUUUCUUCUUUCCAUUCUCCCGAAAGAAGCGCUAAUGUUUGUU